AUUACAACCAGAUUUCCUUCAAAUCCCCCCUCUCUCUUCAUCAUCAUGAUAUGAUCAGUAUCAGUGUUCACCAGUUUACUCUUUGUCUAAUCCAAUCUUUCUCUGUUGUCUUUCUUUAUUGGUUUUACUUUUUCCCUUGAUCCAUAUCUUCUACUACUACUCCAAAUACAUUAAUUAUAAAUGGACGAGAUGACGAUUAAGAAGAGAAAGAGAAUGAUAUCCAACCGGGAAUCUGCAAAAAGAUCGAGAAUCAAAAGAGCACAACACAUGCAGGGUCUCGCCAAUUGGGUCGUCCACUUUGAGGCCGCUAAUACAGAGAUUCGUCUCAGAUUGAGUUCCAUCAAACAGAGAAACGACGUCGUUCAGUCCGAGAAUCAAGUGCUCAAUACCCAGCUUUACGAGCUUCAGAUGCGCCUGGACAUUCUCUCUUCUUAUUUGUACACCCAGCAGCAGCUGCAGAUCACGUCGGCGGCGGCGGAGGCUGUUAGAAACUGCCAUGAAUUUCCAGUUCAAAAUCUCAACUUUUUUCAUCCUCUUGCCGGAAACUCAUUUUACUAG
This is a messenger RNA of Impatiens glandulifera, 558 nucleotides long. RefSeq names its product bZIP transcription factor 11-like. The coding region runs from base 181 to 558 and encodes 125 amino acids. Gene Ontology annotation, cellular component: nucleus. NCBI's taxonomy places the organism in Eukaryota, Viridiplantae, Streptophyta, Magnoliopsida, Ericales, Balsaminaceae. Gene Ontology annotation, biological process: positive regulation of DNA-templated transcription. The record is from RefSeq and is a predicted model, not a curated record. Gene Ontology annotation, molecular function: DNA-binding transcription factor activity; transcription cis-regulatory region binding. The transcript has a single exon.